Messenger RNA from Nicrophorus vespilloides, 1078 nucleotides. RefSeq lists its product as uncharacterized. The coding region runs from base 1 to 807 and encodes 268 amino acids. The record is from RefSeq and is a predicted model, not a curated record. The transcript has 6 exons. Lineage: Eukaryota; Metazoa; Arthropoda; Insecta; Coleoptera; Silphidae.
AUGUAUAAUAAUAGAUUGUUUUUAUUUUCAGGAAUAUACUGCAGUCGAAGUUUGUCGAAUUUAAGACUGACCGUGCCUCGUGCGGUCAGGGUUGGCCAUUCCGUAACGUUGCAGUGCGAUUAUGAUCUGGAGGAAGCUCCACUCUAUUCCGUUAAAUGGUACAGGAACUCGGAUGAGUUCUACAGAUAUGUUCCCAAAGAAGCACCUCCAACUAGAGUGUUCCCAUUACCUGGAUUACACGUCGAUGUAUCAGUGUCAAAUGCCCAAAAGGUGACAUUACUGGCAGUCGGUAGACCGCUUUCAGGAAUUUUUCAGUGCGAAGUUUCAGCCGACGCUCCACUAUUCCAUACAGAAAUCAAAUCUGCGCCUAUGACUGUUGCAGUUGUUCCAGAUGGAGUUCCCACUAUAAACGUAGAUAAAGCUGGACUGGAAAGGGGUGGACCCCUAAUUGCGGAGUGCUUUGCACCACCCGCAUCCCCAGCACCCAACCUCACGUGGUACGUCAAUGAUCAAAGGGUACCUGGGUCCACGUCGUCGUCAAUAAUUAGGGACACGGAGCUGCUGGAAACGGCGAAUAGUAGAUUAGAGUUGACCGGCGUCGGGGGUAGCUGGGGUGCAAUCCGUCUGCGAUGCGAGGCGACACAGUUCCGACUAUACAGGGCCAACAGUUUAGUGGUCGAGGUCAAACCGGACACCCCGCAGCCGGCCUCCGUCCUCCUCAUGGGACCCAGCACCAACGGUGGUGGUUGGAUAAUUCCUAGUGGAGCUCAUCUGUUCUUCGUGUUGUUUAUUGGUGCAAUAUGGUGAUUCUUUUCUAUGGACAGUUUUUUAGAACACUUUUGGGUGCGUUAAGUAAGUGAAAAAUUAAAUAUUAGGUGAUAACCAGAAGAAAACAAGAGGUACUUUCUAUAGUCCCGAUGCCAAUCAAAUACCCGGAACUUCAACAAAAACUUCAUGAAUAACAUCUUUGAAUUAUUUAGUCAAAAGCUGAAUUUGGAGAAACAGUAUUAAACUUUAGUGAAAUGAAAGCAGAAUAGAGAAAAUCAUAAUAAUAAAGUUUAUUAUUUUUGAAGAAAUA